UUUACUAAGCGCGUGACGUCGACGAAACAUUUUUUUCACCAAAAACAUACCCGGAAACCUUGAACUAUCUAUUAACUGAUUAUAUGAAUCAAAGAAGAGUAGCUCCGGGUACAGUGCUUCUUUGUGUAUAAGCUCAAGCAAGGCUAAGACGCUAAAAACGGCAGUUUGAGCGAUGGGCGCGUCCAAGUAACAACGAAACACCUGAAAGUUUUAUGAAGAACUCUACGGGUACACAAACUACGCUAUGGAGACCCCAACUCCAUCGGCAGCCACGGGGGACUGCCUCACCGACUUCUUCCAACAACUGGACUCACUCACACCCGGUAUGGACUCUGACUUCGAUGAGAGUCUUGCUGUACCGGAGUCCUUAUCCGUGAUUGAUGCUGAUAAGAUUGACAGCAGAGAGAUUGAAACUGUAACUCAUGCAACUCUGCCCUUCAAAGCAAUCCAAGAGCCCCCAGUCAAAUUCAAUUCGGUACACAGAAGAGUGUUCAUUCCUGGAGUAGAAAUUAAGGUGAAAUUCACUGAAAAUGAAAGGAGUGUCACCACGCACCUGCUUAAUCCUAAUUUGUACACAAUCAGUCUUCAGCAUGGCGACUUCACAUGGACAAUCAAGAGACGCUACAAACACAUCCUGUACCUGCAUCAACAGCUGACGUUAUACCGCGCGUCGCUGGAUAUCCCCUUCCCCACCAAAACCCACAAGACCCGACGAGCAAGCCUGAAGAAUACUGAAGAAAAAGCUGAGAAAGUCGCCUUGCAAGCAGUAGGAAGGAAUAACUCGAAAAGGAAAGAAGGUCGACCGAGGAAAAGAAAGGGUGCUUUGCCAAGGUUUCCGAGGAAACCCGAGGUGAUGGUGACGUAUGAUGGUAUCCAGCUGAGGAUGAAGCAACUCGAGGAGUAUUUGUUCAAUCUACUCAAUAUCUCCAUCUACAGAAACCAUCAUGAGACGGUAAAAUUUCUAGAAGUGUCGAAUGUCUCGUUCAUAUCGGACUUGGGCACGAAAGGCAAAGAGGGUAUGGUAGAGAAACGCACGGGAUCAACCCAGCCGGGGCAGGCAGGGUGCAACUGUUUCGGAUUGCUUGGCAAUAUGGUUUGUGUUCGAUGCAACUACUUCUGCACAGGGCUAGUAUGCGCAAAGUGGCAGGAACGAUGGUUCUUCGUCAAAGACACUUACUUUGGCUACAUCAGGCCGAGGGACGGUAUUAUAAAAGGGAUCAUGCUUUUUGAUCAGGGGUUCGAGGUAUCAAGCGGGAUGUACUCGACGGGACUGAACCACGGGCUACAAAUCCUGAACCAAAGCAGACAGAUGGUAAUCAAAUGCUGGACCAAACGCAAGAGUAAGGAGUGGAUGCAGUACCUCAAAUCUGUAGCCAAUCAGACCGGUCGAGACUUCACCUUCCCAAACGUGCACCACUCGUUCGUCCCUCCGCGGCCAGCUACCCCAGUAGGCAUGCUAGUCGACGGAUCAGCAUACCUCACCGCAGUUGGGGACGCCAUGGAGUUGGCUCAAGAAGAGAUCUUCAUAGCUGACUGGUGGUUGAGUCCAGAAAUCUACUUGAAGCGCCCCGCCUUGCACGGGAACUAUUGGCGACUUGAUGUCCUUCUUAAGAGGAAGGCUGCGCAAGGGGUGAAGAUAUUCAUCAUGCUGUAUAAAGAAGUAGAGAUGGCACUCGGUAUCAACAGCUUCUACAGCAAAAGCAGAUUAGCAAGCGAGAAUAUUAAGGUUUUCCGUCAUCCAAACCACGCGCGAGCCGGUGUGCUGUUCUGGGCACACCACGAGAAGAUCGUCUGCGUCGACCAGACUGUCGCCUUCGUCGGCGGCAUCGACCUGUGCUAUGGUCGCUGGGACGAUUAUAAACACAGGUUGACAGACCUGGGCAAUAUAUCUCAGCCGAAAACGUCGAUCAAGACCAAGAAGAAGACAUCUAGUUCGCCUGGCGGUGGGGGCCUUUAUAUACCUAAUGCAAAUGGCUUAGAAGCCGCGCUGGAACUGGCGAAGAGCUCCAGGGAUAUCGUUAUUGGGUUGAAUGACGCCACAGUUACGGAACCAGACGACACUUCAGACGAGAGUCAAGAAGAAAAAGUUCCGGAUACGCCCCAAGCAAACCUACCAGUAUUAGAGCCAGGAGACCAACUCCUCAUAGCCUCCAACCCACAAGACCCGCUUAGAUCCGACCAAGAUCCACAGAAACGGAAUGUCCUAAACAAGAUCACAACUAGGGGCAAAGACAUCAUCAGUAUUAUCUACCCACCUUACGAAGAAGAACGAAACGAACAGAAGUUCGACGAUUCUGAAAGGAAAAAGGCUGAGAAAUACGCUUUGUCGACGGACCAAGUUUUACUCACUGAUGCUUUGGGUAUCAAACCUGAGAACGUCAGCAGAAUUGUAAGUCAGCCCACUCCGUUGGCUCAGGUGGUCGAAGGGAGAGUGAUCACGGAAACUACUAAAGAAGCGCUGGAGGGCCUAGAAGGAAACUCAAAGAUAUGGAUAGGCAAAGAUUACUGUAAUUUUAUUGUGAAAGACUUUAAUAACUUAGAUCUGCCAUUUGUAGACUUAGUAGACCGGAAUACAACACCACGCAUGCCCUGGCACGAUAUCGGCUGCGUCAUACAAGGAGCCGCGGCGCGAGAUGUAGCCAGGCAUUUCAUACAGCGGUGGAAUGCUAUCAAACUCGAGAAAGCCAGACAAAACGUAAGCUACCCGUACCUGUUACCGAAGACGUACAAUGACAUCAAACCGCUGCAGGAUCUGGAUCGAUAUCUCGAUGUGGAUCUGAACAACGCAUCGUGUCAGGUCCUUCGCAGCGUAUCGAGCUGGUCCUGCGGCUUCCUGGACCCCGACACGGUGGAGCAGAGCAUACACGAGGCCUACGUGGACACCAUCACGAGGGCCCAGCACUACAUCUACAUCGAGAACCAGUUCUUCAUCACCUUGUCGCGGUCUAACCUCCAUGUGCGGAAUCAGAUAGGCGAAGCACUAUACAACAGGAUAAUGCGUGCGCACCGUGCUAAGGAGACGUUCAGGGUGUAUGUAGUGAUGCCUCUGCUGCCGGGGUUUGAAGGCGAGGUCGGUGCGCCUUCGGGAACUUCACUGCAUGCGGUCACUCACUGGAAUUAUCAGAGUAUAUGCAGGAGUCGCGAAGCCAUCAUAACUCGCCUCUACGAAGCAGGCAUAGCGGACCCCUCGGAAUACAUCACGUUCCAUGGACUUCGAACCCACUCCGUUCUCGAAGGGGAACCGAUAACUGAGCUCAUAUACGUCCACUCCAAGCUGCUGAUUGUCGAUGAUAAAACCGUCAUUUGUGGAAGCGCAAAUAUUAAUGACAGAUCCUUAAUCGGGAAGAGGGACUCUGAAAUUGCUGUGCUAUUGCAGGACGAGAAAUUCGACGAAGGCACGAUGAACGGUCAGGCGUUCCCCUGCGGGCGCGUAGCGGGAUCACUGCGCAAGAGACUGUUUAGAGAACAUCUGGGACUUAUGGACGAAGAUCUGAAUAGACUGGGCAUCAGUAUCGACGACCCUUGCAGCGACCAGGUCUUCAAGACUCUCUGGCAGGCCACGUCAAGGAAGAAUACUGAGAUGUAUGAGGAGGUCUUCCACACAAUCCCAACGAACGCGGUACACUCAUUCGCAGAACUAAAGAAGUACCAAGAGGAACACCCAGAAACAUUAUGGCACAAGGACCCGGCUCUAGCCAACAGGAAAAUAGACCUUAUACAAGGCUACAUAGUCGAUUUGCCUCUAGAUUUCCUGUGCAAUGAAGUUUUAACGCCUAGGAACACUAGUAUGGAAGGUAUGAUGCCUACAGCUCUAUGGACUUGAUGAGUGAACUUUCAUAGUCAUUCCGGUAAAAAGAGGAUACAGUCUUCUUAGUGUUGCCAUUUCGAAACUUGAAAAUAUUUAACGAAAUGCCGGUCAUUUUUGUUACAAUCUGUGGUAGAUACCAUACUGUAUUUUUUUAGUAUUUAUUUUAUUUAAUUCAUAAAUAUGUAGAUUAUUCACUUGACAGUAAUUAUCAUCGAAAAUUCGUAAUAAAUACCACCUCUAGUCCAUAAGAAGUAUGUCACACUACACUUAGUGAAUGUAUACAAUAACUGCAACGAGUUACUAUGUAGGAGGCUAGUGAUAAAUUGUUGGCAACAUCCAACAAAUUAUAUUUUUUUACUUUUUUUUUUAAUGUGUAAAAUGGCAAUUCCCUCUUCUUCUACGAUCAACUGCAAGAAAAGUAUAUUUUUUUCUGUGCCUAAUUAAUAAUUAUAACGUGGUCAACUUGAAGUUGCUGUAUUCUUUACCAUCAUCUACUCUUCACACCAGGCAGAGCACAUGAACAUCUGUGUGCGACAUAAAUCUUACCGGGUUGAGACUUACAUUACAGUGAUACCUUACCGGGCCGGGCCCUGGCUACGGGAAUUGGCUACUUGACAGUUUUUGGAUAAAUAUUUUUAAAAAAUACAAACGCUUAUUUUAUGCCCCUUAAAAUAUUUUUUUUAUUUUCCCGAAAAAUCUUUAUAUCAUAUAAAGAACAUUCUUCAUUAAUAUCAAGUUUCGCGCGAAUACGGUUGGUCACGUGACAUUUUGCCCAGUGACGUCACAUUUCAAUAAGCAAAGAAACUGUCAAACAGUAUAACUUGAAACCUGACAGAUAGUUUUUGUUUAUUUUGUGAAAUGUGACGUCACACAAAGCUCAAUCAUGGCUGCCCGUGUUUCGGGUCUUGUAAUACAUAGAUGAAAAAUCGCAUUCUUAUUUUGUAAAAAUAAAAUAUUUCAAAAUUAUUUUAAUAAAAAGAAACUAUUGGAUAAUUAUUGUUGAAUAAUAAACUACCAUAUCCGUCAAAUUUAAUAUUUUAUUGUUACAACUGUCAAGUAGACAAUUUGUCUUCAUACCUCGCCCUGAGCGAAGUUCAAGGUCUGUUGUCUUAAAUUUUGUACCGGGUGAGAGCCCUCAGCUGUCCUUAUUUGUCCGGCCAGUUAAUUCCAUCUGCGGCAAAUCUACAAUAAGUCGGCAACUUCGAACUUUUACUUCCAAAACUUUCUUUUAAUUUGCCAAGAUCACAAAGUAUUAAUGUAAAAAAACUAAUCUAUAGGUCCUAAUUAUGUAAAGCGUAAUAAGUAUGUAAUUAUAGUAAAUUAAGUAUUGUUCCGUACAACGAUAUACUUAACAUAUCUCGUAUAAGUGUAAAUCUUGAUAAUCUAAGCAUAAUGGCACUAAAAUGUUCACUUGAGGUAUGACUAUUAAUGUCAAAAAUUAUUUAUUUCUGAAAACUGGUAAAAUCAUUUUAAUAUUUUUAUAAAUAGACUCGAUAGUGAUAUAGCAUAAACGUCUAUUUCAAAACUCGAAUAUAAAAAAAAUCUAUUAGUAGACAAAAGCAACUACACUUUCUUGACUGUCUCUUUUCUUCACAUGUUAACUGCAUAUUCAAGUUUUUACUAUCGCAACUUUUCAUUUAUAUAACUUCAUUAGUUUGUACUGCUAUUGGUUUUAAGUAGAAGUGCAGUGCACUCUUCGAAAUUGACAAUUUCUUAAGGCCGUAUUAUGUUACGCUAUUGAUCAGGUUCUUGGCACAUUCGGCGGGGACAUUCGGGUGAAUGGAUUUAAUAUACGCGACGCAUCGUGCGUGCCCGAUGAAUUGCGUAAUGUAAUAAAUAAGACUGUCUGUCUCUGCCAUUUUCUGUCACCAUUUAUGUCUAGCACCUCUAUGGCCAAGACUUUUACUUUUUAUCCCUUUUGUUGUUUCUAUUUUUAGCGACUGCCAUGUUAUAGUAGACUCUCUACCUAAUAUGUACUAAUACGUAUGUAGGUUUACUACUUCAAGAUGACAAGGUAUUUUUUCUUUAAUUCAAAGCGGUUUCUAAUCAUUCCAUACCCAAAGCACCGAAUUAUUAUUUAGAGUUACAUGUUAUUCAACUGCCAUCUGCAUUUAACCAAUUUAAAUAAAUUAAAGUAUGACCUGUGAAAAUUGGUAUUAGUCUACUUAUUUUAAUAUUUAUUUAUUUAUUUAUUUAUUUAUUUAUUUAUUUUAUUUAUUUAUUUACACAGACCUAAAUAUUAUUAUUACAGGCAUAACUCCCAAUACAAUAACAUUUAAAUGUCAAUAAACAAAAAAUAAAAACAAAAAAUAUGUAAGUAAUAACAAUAAAAAUAUGAUGUCACAAAAUCUUGGUGUGGUUUUGUUGGCCAGGUAAAAUAAACUAAGUAUAAAUAAUCUUUACAUAUUUUUUAAAUUUUAAUAGUUGAAUAAGUCAAUUCCGUGCCCAAUAUAAUAAUAUAUCUGUGACUAGCCAUUUUAAGGUGCUGAUUUUUCUACUUAUAUUUGUUUCUAGUGCAAAUUAGUACCUAUUAUAGUUAUAAUUUUUAACAAUCAGUAAUUUAAAAUGUAAUUUUAAUAAUUAAUAUAUUUUUGUAAAAAAAUGAUUUAUUUUUUAUUAUCGUAAGCUAGGUAACUGAAUGUUGUAGAAUAAGUCAAGUUUAUUAUAACAAGCUUUACUAUGAUAAUCUUAAUUGUUAUUAUAUUUAUUAAAUGAAUUAUAUGUAAUUUAAAUACUGAUUUCGAAUCAAUGUUUUAUAUUUGUACUAUAUUUGUGCCGUUUUCAAUGUUUGUGAAGUGUUAAGAAAAUAAAUCAAUAUUUUUAUAUAGUAAAUUAUGUAUAUUCAUUUGACUCCAUGUCCUACAUACAUAGAUACAUAGAUUGGGAAUAUUAUUAUUCGCUAUGACUUUAGGUGACGAGAUAGAUAGAUAGAUAGAUAUAGCCUUUAUUAUGAACUUAUUGUAACAAUUUUUAGCUUAUACUUAAUAUUAAAAAAAAAAUGU
This is a messenger RNA of Pectinophora gossypiella (pink bollworm), 6810 nucleotides long. It is a transcript of the gene Pld, whose product is annotated as phospholipase D2. The transcript is spliced from 20 exons. Gene Ontology annotation, molecular function: D-type glycerophospholipase activity; phosphatidylinositol binding. NCBI's taxonomy places the organism in Eukaryota, Metazoa, Arthropoda, Insecta, Lepidoptera, Gelechiidae. The record is from RefSeq and is a predicted model, not a curated record. Gene Ontology annotation, biological process: phosphatidic acid biosynthetic process; intracellular signal transduction; cell motility. The coding region runs from base 245 to 3823 and encodes 1192 amino acids.